UCUGGUCCGCCCCAAGAUAAUCCAGCACGUUGCUCGCAGCCUGAACGGCUCUCUGUCCUGCUUGUAAAUUGUCGCAGCAUAAAGAACAAAGUCGAUAGCUUCAUCUCUUUAGUAGCCACUGUUAAACCUCAGAUCGUGAUGGGCACCGAAUCAUGGUUAGACAAGACGAUAACUAAUGUAGAAAUCUUUCCACCUGGUUUUACUGUUUAUCGGAACGAUAGGCAUGGGCAUGGCGGGGGAGUAUUUAUUUUGAUAUCAAAUGCAUUGUCAAGUACACAAAUUUUAUUUGAAAACGAUUCUGAGUCUGUAUGGUGCCUUGUGAAAUUACCUAAAGGAAACAAUGUUGUGUACGGGACAUUCUACCGCCCACCCGGCAGCAGCGACUCAUUCGGACUGCUGUCUGAGAUGCUAUCUCUUGUGCCUAAUAGCGUAUUUUUGGGGGGUGAUUUCAAUUUGCCUGACUUCAACUGGAAUGCCGGAUGUGUGGCUGGUAAUAGGUCCCGUAUUUACACAGAGUUCGAAGAACUGGUCGGAUUAAAUGGAUUGCAGCAGUACGUACUGGAACCUACGCUAGAAAAUGCAAUUUUAGACUUAGUACUUUGCAAUGAGCCGAACUUAGUAUCAAAAGUUACUGUUUGUCCAGGUAUUAGUGACCACAGGGCAGUUGUCAUAGAACUUAACGUUUAGCGGGUACGGAUGCCGCAAAUUCCGCAAAGAAAAGUGUACAGCUACGACAGAGGAGACUAUGCCGCUAUUAGGACCGAACUUGAAAAUUUCUUUCCUACUUUCCAGUAUCUUUCAAA
Messenger RNA from Dermacentor silvarum, 803 nucleotides. RefSeq lists its product as uncharacterized. NCBI's taxonomy places the organism in Eukaryota, Metazoa, Arthropoda, Arachnida, Ixodida, Ixodidae. Gene Ontology annotation, molecular function: catalytic activity. The transcript has a single exon. The record is from RefSeq and is a predicted model, not a curated record. The annotation marks the transcript as partial.